ACUCUCACUCUCGCUCUCGCUCUCGAGAGAAGAGGAGGAGGGGCAUCUCUGCUCUGAUUUGCUAAAUACUACUCUACUAACCACUCUGGUCUUUUGACAAAAAAAAAAAAAACCCCUCUGUUCUCUGGCCAUCCCUCUCCACUCACUCUCUCGCUCUUUUCCACUGUCCAUAGCCUUAGCGUGUUGUGUUGUCCUCCAUUUUAGUGUGGAGGAUUGGAAUCUAAACCCAUAAAGGAAAAGCUUUUCGUUUUCUUUACUACACUCCCUCCGUAGAGUAGAUCAGUCAAGAAGAUCUACGAUGAUGAUAGACAGGCACUUCAUGAAACAAAAGAUGGAAACAAAAGAAGCAGGCUGCUGCUGCUGCUUCUUCACCCUUCUUCGCCUCCACAACCACCGCAUUUCUUCACUACUCUUGAUUCUCUUUGUCGUCGUCGUCGUCUCACCAGAAUUCAUCACUUGCGCGGCUCCCAUUGCCAUUAACUACGGCCAGAUCGCCAACAACCUCCCUUCCCCUGAAUAUGUCGUCCCUCUCGUCAAAUCCAUCGGCGCCACCCGCCUCAAGCUCUACGACGCCGACCCCACCGUCCUCAAGGCCUUCGCCAACACCGGUGUCGAGUUCAUCGUCAGCCUCGGCAACCAGUACCUUUCCAAGACCAGGGACCCCAAGCAAGCUCUCGCCUGGGUCAAGGCCAACGUCCAACCCUUCCUCCCCGCCACUAGAAUCACCUGCAUCGCCGUCGGCAACGAGGUCCUCACCUUCAACGACACCUUCCUCUCCUCCAACCUCCUCCCCGCUAUGCAGAGCGUCUACUCCGCCCUCUGCUCCCUCAACCUCCAGGACAAGGUCUCCGUCACCACCGCCCACUCCCUCGCCGUCCUUCAGACCUCCUACCCCCCCCUCCGUCGGCAAGUUCCGCCCGGACCUCGCCCCUGCUUGACCGCCAUCCUCAACUUCCACCUCAAGACUGGCUCCCCUUUCCUCAUCAAUGCCUAUCCCUACUUCGCCUACAAGGCCAACCCCAAGCAGGUCCCUCUCGAGUUCGUCCUUUUCCAGCCCAACCCCGGGAUCCUCGAUCCCGCCACCAAUCUCCACUACGACAACAUGCUUUUCGCCCAGAUCGACGCCGUCCAUUCCGCCGUCGAGUCCCUGGGGUUCAAGGACGAUGCGGUGUGCGUCCAGAUCUCCGAGACCGGCUGGCCCUCCAAGGGGGACGCCGACGAGGCCGGAGCCACCCCGGAGAAUGCCAAGAAGUACAACGGCAACCUCAUCAACAAGCUGGUGUGCGGGAAGAAGGGGACGCCCAUGAGGCCCAACGCCGACUUGAACAUCUACGUCUUCGCCCUUUUCAACGAGAACAUGAAGUCCGGCCCAACCUCCGAGAGGAACUACGGCCUCUUCAAGCCGGAUGGCUCCCCGGCCUACUACAUUGGCUUCAACGGGACCGGCCUCCUUUCCACUUCCUCCAAUACCUCCACUACUCCUAGCAGCACUGGUAGUAGCAGCACCAGUAGUAGUAGUGUUCCUCCUGGCUCCUCCUCCUCCGGUGGUCCCACUUCUUCCACUGGCUAUUUAUCCAUCACCUCCGAUGCGGGAUUACAUGCCUUGCCCAGUGCAGUGCCGCACUUGUUACUGAUGAUUUGUUGGCUCGUAUUGUUGCUGGCCUUCCAACUUCCAAGAGAACAUUAGACAAAUCACAAUUGAGUAUUAUUGCCCCCACUGGAGAGAAGGGGGGGGGGGGGAGCAUCUUCAUUAUAUAGGCUUUGAGGGUUGGGGAAAAGAAUUGAGAUUCUCCUUUGAUCGAGUCUUUGAGGGCUUUGGCUGGCUUUUAUUUAUCAGAAGAGUAGUGCUACUAGUAGUGUAGUGGAGUGGCAUCAGCAGAACUAAGCACAGUAGUAGCCUCCUCUUAUGUUGUCUGUGGACCAUCAAAGUUUGCUGUGGACGACGGUAGCUGAGUCAGAGUGGCGCAUAAUCCUGGACACGGUUGUUGCCCACCAUCGUCUACUCUUCCUUCCUGUAUUCUUUCAUUUAUUUAUUUGCACUUAUUGUUGGUAUUUUACCCAUUACCCCAUCACUUAUUAUUGGUUAUUUCUAUUGUCAGACGGUCAGAAGAACUACUAGGGAGGGGAGGAUCCGAGUUAUGUGGAGCACUUUGCUGCUUUUUUUUUUUUUUUGGUUACGUAGGCAUCUAUUUGUAUUUGGCCACUAUUCACUACAAGGAGCAACAAUUACAAUUUGCUAUCCAUCCAAAUCGACAAAGCGCAUGUAGCAAUGCGCAAUUAGCGUAUUUACAGAA
This is a messenger RNA of Coffea eugenioides, 2294 nucleotides long. Its product is annotated as glucan endo-1,3-beta-glucosidase 11. Gene Ontology annotation, cellular component: plasma membrane. Gene Ontology annotation, molecular function: hydrolase activity, hydrolyzing O-glycosyl compounds. Bases 299 to 1687 code for a protein of 462 amino acids. Gene Ontology annotation, biological process: carbohydrate metabolic process. The transcript has 3 exons. NCBI's taxonomy places the organism in Eukaryota, Viridiplantae, Streptophyta, Magnoliopsida, Gentianales, Rubiaceae. The record is from RefSeq and is a predicted model, not a curated record.